Molecule: messenger RNA, 333 nt
Organism: Thermochaetoides thermophila DSM 1495
Lineage: Eukaryota; Fungi; Ascomycota; Sordariomycetes; Sordariales; Chaetomiaceae
Exons: 2
Coding region: 1-333 (110 amino acids)
Source: RefSeq, a predicted model, not a curated record
AUGUCCGAUACCGCCAACCCCAACCCCAACCCUCCCCAUCCCCCCAUAAUCAACUACAUCCUCUCCUUCCUUCUCGUCGGCUUCGCCUGGGGGUUCACGACCCCCUUUAUGCGAGCCGCAGCCCGAACUUACAAGCCCCUUCCGACGCCAGAGGACGAGGCCAGCAAGGGUUGGGUGAAAAGGAAGCUGGGCCAGGCGUGGCGGGCGAUCGUAGGGUUGCUAAAGAACCCGCGAUAUGCGGUGCCGUUGGUGGUCAAUCUGACGGGGAGCGUGUGGUUUUUUCUGUUGAUUGGGAAGGCCGGUAGAAUUGAGCCUGACGGUGCCGAUUGUUAA